GAAGGCCGGAAACCCAUGGUAGACCUAUGAAUGCCUGGUUAUAUGGAGAGAAUCAAUAUAUAAUUAAUUGCCUACUGGUGUUGGCGUUGGAGCAUAGCUGCGGCGGUUGUCAGUUGUCCUGUAGUAUCCCCAUCAUCCAGCAGGUGGCAGCGCGGUCACAUCAGCCUCUUAUGGCGUCGCUCGCUAUCCUGCAGCACCUCUAUGGUGAGGUGACGUCGCUGCACAGAUGUCCGGCACGCCGGAGCCGGGCAAGGUACAGAUGGCUGAUCCGGAACCCGCAGCCGGCACGGAGGCCAAGAGCCCGGUCUGCAGUUUCCUUUUUAAGAAAAGCAGCAGAAAAUUCGCCGGCAGGAAACGCAGAGGAGAGGAGAGGGACAAAACAAAGUGUCAAGGAGGCAACUGACUACAAAGCGAGUAGCAGUGAUGAGGAGGAGGCUUCAUCAAAGUCCAUAACGGUGUCUUAUAAAUCCACCCGAUCUGCGAAAGCUGUAGGCCCAGACGACAUGGGAGCCACAGCCACAUAUGAGCUCGAUACAGAAAAGGACAAGGAUGCUCAGGCAAUUUUUGAAAGGAGCCAGAAAGUACAAGAGGAGAUUAAGGGAAAGGAGGAUGAUAAAAUCUAUCGUGGAAUGCACAAUUACCAGAAGUUUGUUAAACCUAAAGACACAUCACUAGGGAACGCCUCUUCUGGCAUGGUGAGGAAAGGUCCAAUUAGGGCUCCAGAACAUCUUAGGGCCACAGUGCGGUGGGACUACCAACCAGAUAUUUGCAAGGAUUACAAGGAGACUGGAUUUUGUGGUUUUGGGGACAGCUGUAAAUUCCUCCAUGACCGCUCUGACUACAAACAUGGCUGGCAGCUGGAGCGAGAGCUAGAAGAGGGUCGUUAUGGUGCCAAUGAUGAAGAGAAUUAUGAGGUGAGCAGCGAUGAGGAAAGCCUGCCCUUUAAAUGUUUUAUUUGCAGAGAUUUCUUCAAGAACCCAAUCAUUACAAAGUGUAAACAUUAUUUUUGUGAGAGCUGUGCCCUGCAGCAUUAUCGUAAAUCCAAACGGUGUUAUGUCUGCAACACACAAACAAAUGGAGUGUUUAACCCAGCUAAAGACUUGAUUACAAAGAUGGAGAAAUACAAGGCCAAGCAGAAUGAAAGUGAUUCGCCUGAAGAAGAGGGUUAGCAACAAAAUAUUCCUGAACAUUUUAUUUAACUCAAUAAAGCCUUUAUAUACAAA
This is a messenger RNA of Pseudophryne corroboree (corroboree frog), 1223 nucleotides long. It is a transcript of the gene RNF113A, whose product is annotated as ring finger protein 113A. The coding region runs from base 27 to 1169 and encodes 380 amino acids. The transcript has 9 exons. Gene Ontology annotation, biological process: snoRNA splicing. NCBI's taxonomy places the organism in Eukaryota, Metazoa, Chordata, Amphibia, Anura, Myobatrachidae. Gene Ontology annotation, cellular component: U2-type spliceosomal complex. The record is from RefSeq and is a predicted model, not a curated record. Gene Ontology annotation, molecular function: metal ion binding.